CCUUCGGCGGCUUUGCUCCUGAGGGGAAAGGGAGCUGGAGCAGCGCCCCUCGCGUAGGCUCAGCCGCACGGCUGAGGGCCGGUGCUCGGCGCUGUGCAAACCCCGCCAUCGCGUCGCCGGUGCGAGCUGUAUUGGAGCCGGCCUGCCCGCCUCGGUGGGCUCCCGCGGGCAGCGGACAUCGCAAGUGGUUUCCUUUUGGCUGCGGGAGGGUUGGGGUCUUACAGCGCGGGGCCCGUGCUCAGAAGUCGUUCCUGUAGUCGUGUGUUUGCGGCGGGUACUCUGGGUGUGAGGGAUGAUGGAGAAUAGAUGACUUAGAUUUGGAGAUGAUGCGCCAAGCCUGUUUGUAGUCUUAAAGUUUCAAAUCUUGAAGUUGUAGCGUAAAAAUACAGGGAAACUCUUUAUACUACCGCUGUUUUCUGCAGGUUUUGAUUUCUCAAGAGCGAUUGCCAUCUCUCAAGCUGAGGAAAUUUGAUGUUAGUGGCUUCCUCCUCAUUUUCUGAAGCCCUAAACUCUCUCCUGUGGAUCACCUUUUUCUGUCAAUUAUGCAAGCAGAAUUAUGCAAAAGCAGUGUUUUCUUCUAAACUCUGGCUCGAUGGGAGCACGGCUGGCUGGAUCCCAUGUUGAUGCACAGGAGCCUAAGACUAAUCCUUUGAUAACUAUUUCAGAUGAGCCAGAAACACUGUACAAGAGAUUGUCCCUUUUAGUUAAAGGCCACGAUAAAGCUGUGUUGGACAGCUAUGAAUAUUUUGCAGUACUUGCAGCUGAAGAACUUGGCAUCUCUGUUGAAAAAGUACAUAAACCUCCGAAGAAGAUAGAACGAUUGACACUUUUAAAAUCUGUACACAUUUACAAGAAACACAGAGUUCAGUAUGAAAUGAGAACACAUUACAUGUGUUUGGAGUUAAAAUACCUAACAAGCAGUACUGCUGCAGUUUACUUGGAGUAUGUUCAACGAAACUUACCUGAAGGGGUUGCCAUGGAAGUAAAAAAGACUAAGAUAGAGAAAAUACCUGAACACAUUCAGGAGCCAGUCUGGGAUACACGACCUCAAGUAGAAGAAACUGAAGUCAAGUCAUGAACUCACCAGGUACUUGGCUCCAAUAGUGCUGAAAUUGGUUGCUCCCAUCAACCUAAUUUACUGAGACAGUCUACUGUUAAAUAAAAGUUCUUUUAUAAAGUAA
Falco peregrinus (peregrine falcon) is the source of this 1181-nucleotide messenger RNA. It is a transcript of the gene MRPS10, whose product is annotated as mitochondrial ribosomal protein S10. The transcript is spliced from 7 exons. The record is from RefSeq and is a predicted model, not a curated record. Gene Ontology annotation, molecular function: structural constituent of ribosome. NCBI's taxonomy places the organism in Eukaryota, Metazoa, Chordata, Aves, Falconiformes, Falconidae. Gene Ontology annotation, cellular component: mitochondrion; mitochondrial small ribosomal subunit; ribosome. Gene Ontology annotation, biological process: translation. Bases 557 to 1078 code for a protein of 173 amino acids.